Messenger RNA from Adineta ricciae, 2373 nucleotides. Lineage: Eukaryota; Metazoa; Rotifera; Eurotatoria; Adinetida; Adinetidae. The record is from the annotation of a GenBank genome assembly.
AUGGAAAAAGGUGGAACUCGAGCCGUAGCAGAUAUUCUCAAGGACUUAUGUGCAUACAAUCCAAGCGAUGCCAUGCCUUUCGAUCGUUUACCUCAUGAUUGUUACAUGAUUGGAGUGGGCGGUUUAACGCAAAAAGAAGAUUUGCAGAACUUGAAACGAACUAUGGCUCAAAUAGCUAACUCGUCAAAUUCAGAAGAUGAUCAAGCCGAAUAUGCACUGAUGAAUUCAGAGAAUAUGGAAUUUAUUCUGGAGAAAAUGAAAUUAGCAGGAACUACACAACAACUCGAAAAUGAAAGAGAAAGUCACUAUGUUUUUGAAGAUAACUUUAAUGCAUCACUGAAAGACAUGAUCCAAUCGAAAGCCUCUUAUAACAAACUUAAACAAAUCUGCUAUCGAUACGAGAAUCGUGAAGGAGAAGACGCUAGUGAGAACAUGAUUAAUCAUGAAAAACGUGUUGAGUUGUCACACGAGCAUUUUCUGAAGCAAAAUGUACCGGUAGAUGAAGCAAAAGCUAUGGCUUUUGCUCUUUCGUUUUAUACUGGUCCAAAAAGUGAAACGUGCAGUCGUGCAGGUAGUCUUGUUGCUCGGCAAGGUAACUCCCAAACAUUCGACAAGAAAACGGAAGCCGAAAUGAAUGAAGCAUCUAUCAUUCUUUAUUAUUUGGUCAAGGCGCUCUCUCGUAUACCCUUCUAUUGGGGUUACGUUACUCGGGCUUGUGAACUGAAGUUUGACGAACUAAAUAUGUACCAACCAGGUCGAGUCGUUACCUGGAUUCAGUUUAGCAGUUCGAAAAAAGGUAAACAAGGACACGAUUCCGAAGCAUUCAAAAGGCGAAAUACACUGUUCAAAAUUUACUCGCUAACCGGUCGUCCAAUCAAGAAUUUUUCGAAUUAUCCAGAAGAAGACGAAGUUCUUUUUCUUCCACAUUCUACAUUUAUUGUUCUCAAUCGCAAAGCCUCCAAAACAGAAGGUAAUCAGAUAAUCUAUAUGCGACAAGUGGAAUUAGGUUUGUGUAAAUGGUCAAUAUUGUGGGUCGAUGAUCGCAUAUUCGAUGAAAACUGGGAAAAUAAAAAGCAUAUGGAAUAUGCAGCAAUUAGAGCACUGGAUAUUAACGUACAUUUUAUUCCGAAGUCAUCGACUGAAAGCGCUUUGUCGUUUCUUCGAUCUCCAUUUGGACAACGUUUGAAGAGCAGUGACUCGUUUCGAAUCGUCACCGAUAUGAACCGAGAAAAUGAAUCCCCAAGCUAUAAUGCCGGUGCACGAUUGAUCAAAGCAGUACGCGACUUAGGAUUCAAAAAUCAGUGUCUUGUCUUUACAAGUGAUAAACAAAAUGCAGAAGAUAUUGUUCAAUCAGAAUUAUCUUCAAAACAGUUGCAAGGUGUUUUUAUAACCGCUUACACCAAAGAUUUACGAAAUUUCGUCAAUUUUGAUCAAGCGCAAACUGCAGCACAACAAGCCAAUAUAGGAAACACAACAGAACAUAGUUUAGGCCCAUCUUCACUGAAUUCGAAAAAGUAUACAAGUGUCAAUAAGACAACUGUUGCUGCUGGCGCCUAUGGACAUACGUAUGCCAAAAGUCAAGCUCACAAAGACGAUCGAAUGAUGCACAAUACGAGAAACACCAAUAUUAAUAUACUGCUGACGAGCUGCGAAAUGCGUAACUUAAACCAUAGCCGACAGAACUGUGUUCUCAUUACAACUGGCUCGUUCAACCCCGUUCAUCCUUUCCAUUUUCAAAAUUUAUUACGCGUUAAAGAUCAUCUUGAACGAGAACAUCAGCCACCAAUGAACGUACUUGCAGGAUACAUCUCACCAACACACGAUUCAUACGUGCAUUCGAAACUAGGCGAUUCGGCAUGGAUUCCAGCUAAAGAUCGAUGUCGUCUGUGUGAAGAAGCUAUCGAAUAUGAAGGUUCGAAAGUAUCAUCAUGGAUUUCUGUUUCUCGAGGUGAAAGUGAAUGGUAUGAAGGUUUUGUUGAUUUCUGUCCAGUUACAGAAAAUCUUCGUGAUUUUCUAAAUACUACACUAGUUGGACAAAACAACUUACUGAGCUAUCCACUACGUGUGAUUUAUGUAUGUGGAUUAGAUCAUUAUAACAAAUGCACGUAUAUGGAGCGUAUGGCGCAACAAAAUAAUAUAUCCUGUGCUAUUGUUUAUCGUCGAGGAUGCGAUGAACAACAAAUCAAUCGUUCACUUAAAACAACAAAUGUUAUAUAUAUUUCCUUGUCGAAGGAGCGUACGAAACUUACUGAUGUAAGUUCAACACAAAUUCGCGAAUAUUUUCAAAAUCCAACUGCCAAUAAUAUGGACGUCGAGAGAAAUAUAUAUCCAUCUGUACGUGACUACAUGAGAAGAAAAUAUCGCAAAAAAUAA